UUCUGGACUCUGUCGCUUUCCGUCAUCCUCGGAAGUAAAUGUUCAGUGUGUUUAGUUGAGCACCACUCGUUCAAAUCCAGAUAUUUACUGUAUAACGUGGAUUAAAAUAUCGUCUAAAAUGUCUGGGGGAACCCAAUUGGAGAACGCGAACCCUGUGAUUUUUGAGCGGUCUGGGGAGAGGCUGCUGACGGCGUCGGAUGAAGAUGAAGAAGUCCAUGACCCCAUCGACGACAGAGAGAUAUUCGAUCUGAUCAGAUCCAUCAACGACCCGGAGCAUCCUCUGUCUCUGGAAGAACUCAAUGUGGUGGAGCAAUUCAGAGUCAAGGUUAAUGAUACGGAGAGCACUGUGGAUAUUGAGUUCACGCCCACUAUCCCCCACUGCAGCAUGGCAACACUCAUCGGCCUGUCAAUCAAAGUCAAGCUGCUGCGCUCCCUGCCAGACAGAUUCAAAAUUGAUGUCCACAUCACUCCUGGGACUCAUGCCUCAGAGGAAGCAGUGAACAAACAGCUGGCAGACAAGGAGAGAGUGGCAGCAGCCCUGGAGAACUCCUCUCUGCUGGAGGUGGUCAACCAGUGUCUGACCACCAGGAGCAUCUGAGCAGCCAAUCAGCUUUCUUUGUUGUCUUCUUCUUUCAGCCUCUGAUCUUUGACAACUGAGAUGCAUUCGCUAAGCUGUCUCUCUGUCCGCCUAUCACCAGUCCUGGUUUGAGCGGCUGCAACUGGCGGACAGUCAGGAUCAUGCAGAUCCAUACAGUUCCUGUGCUCUAGUGUUUCCUAGAUAUAAUUAAAGGGCAACCCUAUUCUCAGUUGUGUCCACCCAAAGAGAAUAAUAUAAUCUGUUAAUCAUGACGCACAGUAGUGGGUGGUAGUGAAGUAGGAUUGUCCAGUAUGAAAAAAUUCUACUGGUGAGGUUCUUCAUACAGGUUAAUGCCUGUUUUAUAUUCUGAAAUUUGUAUUGUAACAUAUGCAAUGAGUAAUAUUUGGCUGCAGACUGCAGAAACAAUUACCAUCUGUAUAUAAAAUGAAUGCUUUUGAAAUUUUAUUAAAAGUCUACACAACAAAAAUGAA
Messenger RNA from Seriola aureovittata, 1068 nucleotides. RefSeq names its product cytosolic iron-sulfur assembly component 2B (gene ciao2b). Bases 119 to 598 code for a protein of 159 amino acids. The record is from RefSeq and is a predicted model, not a curated record. The transcript has 5 exons. Gene Ontology annotation, biological process: iron-sulfur cluster assembly. Gene Ontology annotation, cellular component: cytosolic [4Fe-4S] assembly targeting complex. Lineage: Eukaryota; Metazoa; Chordata; Actinopteri; Carangiformes; Carangidae.